GACCCCUCGCUGUUCCAGACAGCCUGGGAUUCACCCUGGAGCGCGGCGUUCCUGGCACAGGGUUGGGGGGACCUGGACCCCCAGCUAACCCAGCAGCUGCUGGAAUCCAGACAGACUGCCCUGAAACACGGCCCUCUGCUGCCCCCUAGAGCCGAGAAUGCGGCACCGCCUGGCCCUCCUCACAGCCAGGUGGCCCCUCCGACGUGGAAGACGGCUGUGCCCCUGGAAGGCGCUGCAUGGUGCCGCUCGUCCACUCGGGCCGCGGGCCCAGGGGAGGCCCCGGCUGAGCGCCCCGCCGUCCUGCAGGGCGACGUGCUCACCACCAGGUACCAGGUGGACCUCGGGGACGACUUCAAGGCCAUGUACGUGAACCUCACGCUGAGCGGGGAGCCCAUCCGGCACCGCUACGACAGCCCGGGCGUCUACCGCGUGUCUGUCAGGGCGGAGAACGCGGCCGGCCACGACGAGGCCGUGCUCUUUGUCCAGGUCAACUCCCCGCUGCAGGCCCUCUACCUGGAGGUGGUCCCUGUCACUGGCGUCAACCAGGAGGUGAACCUCACGGCCGUGCUGCUGCCCCCGAACCCCAACCUCACUGUCUUCUACUGGUGGAUCGCCCAGAGCCUGCAGCCCCUGAUCUCCCUGGAGAACCGGGUGGCCACGCGCUUCGCAGAGGCGGGGGAGGUGCGUGUGACGGUGCAGGCCGCGUGCGGGAGCUCCGUGCUGCAGGACUCCAGGGUCGUCCGCGUGCUGGAUCAGUUCCAGGUGGUGUCCCUGCAGUUCUCCCAGGACCUGGACAGCUACAACCCCAACACCCCCGAGUGGCGGGAGGACGUGGGCCUGGUGGUCACCCGGAUGCUCUCCAAGGAGACCAGCAUCCCCGAGGAGCUGCUGCUGACCGUGGUGAAGCCCGGGCUGCCCACCCUGGCCGACCUGUACGUGCUGCUGCCCCCUCCCCGGCCCACGAGGAAGAGAAGCCUCUCCAGUGACAAGAGAGUCGCAGCCAUCCAGCAGGUGCUCGGUGCUCACAAGAUCAGCUUCCCCGUGCGAGGCGGGCUGCGGGUCCUGGUGGCCCUGCGGGAGACAGACUCAGGUCCCCAGCGGCUGGGCGGCGGCGGCUACUGGGCGGCGGCGGUGCUCUUCGUGGUCGGGCUGCUGGCGGUGGUGGUGUUCAUCCUCUACAAGUUCAAAAGGAAACGCCCGGGCAGAACCGUGUACGCCCAGAUGCACAACGAGAAGGAGCAGGAGAUGACCAGUCCCGUGAGCCACAGUGAGGACACGCAGGGGACCGUCCAGGGCAACCACUCAGGCGUGGUCCUGAGCAUCAACUCUCGGGAGAUGCACAGCUACCUGGUCAGCUGAUGCCCGGACCACUGUCUCCCCGCGGAGGACGAAGGAGCCCAGGUGCGGCUGGGAGGCCCCGCCGAGCCCUCGAGAAGGCCGCCUCCUCCCGCCGUGCCCGCCCAGGGAGCGGACACUCCCUCCGUCAGCCCCAGCCGCUCCUGACUGCCCACCCGGACCAGGCCCAUGGUGCCACUGAUGUCCCGUCCCUGCCUCUGGCCCUGGACCCCGCUCACGCUGCCCUGCUGCCCAGCUGAGGCCUGACUUCUCCCAGCCGAGGCCACUCUGUCCGGAGCGUGGGGUGAGGCUGCCGGGCUGGCCAGGCCCUAGGUCCGCAGCCUCUGCCCUGUGGCUCCUGUUCUUGCCAGGGGCUUCCCAGAGUCCCGUAAGCCAGACCCACCCAACGCCACCCUCCGGUGCCCUCCAGUGCUCCUCUUCCUGUUAAACUGCAGAUCCUGUAAAUACCUCUCCAGGUAGCCCUUUGCAUUCGGGGCACGUUUAACUGUUAAGCUAAGCGGCAGUCACUGGCUCUCAAAACCCCCUUUCUGUACCACUGGAGCUCCUCUAGUUUUCCCCAGGUAGUGUGGUGGGCAAAGGAGCCCUGUUCCUGCAGUUCCGCAGGCUGCCAGUAGGAGGCGCCCUCAGCCCCUCCAGGACGGCUCCCAGCCUGACAGGCUCUGGAAGGUUUCCUGCCAGCUUUGGGGCCCGCAUAGAGCGGAGCCAGGGACGCAUGGAUGGGCAGAGCUGUGCGACUCCUCACGGUGAACCGGGGC
This is a messenger RNA of Dipodomys spectabilis (banner-tailed kangaroo rat), 2111 nucleotides long. Its product is annotated as VPS10 domain-containing receptor SorCS2-like. Lineage: Eukaryota; Metazoa; Chordata; Mammalia; Rodentia; Heteromyidae. The annotation marks the transcript as partial. The transcript has 10 exons. The record is from RefSeq and is a predicted model, not a curated record.